Lycium ferocissimum is the source of this 357-nucleotide messenger RNA. RefSeq names its product secreted RxLR effector protein 161-like. The transcript has a single exon. Bases 1 to 357 code for a protein of 118 amino acids. The record is from RefSeq and is a predicted model, not a curated record. Lineage: Eukaryota; Viridiplantae; Streptophyta; Magnoliopsida; Solanales; Solanaceae.
AUGAAGAGCUUUGGUCCCGAAGUACCAUAUCUUAGUGCAAUUGGUGCACUUAUGUAUCUUGCUAAUGCUACAAGACCUGACAUAGCGUUCUCUGUUAAUUUGCUAGCAAGAUAUAGCUCUUCUCCUACACGAAGACAUUGGAACGGAGUUAAGCAUAUAUUGCGAUAUCUGAAGGGAACUAGCGAUAUGGGUCUGUUUUAUACUAACAAAGGUAGUACAGAUCUUGUUGGUUAUGCAGAUGCAAGUUAUUUAUCUGAUCUGCAUAAAGCUCGAUCUCAAACAGGUAUUUUUACAUGCGGUACUUGCUACACCACAAAGCAGUCCAUUGUUGCUACUUCUUCGAAUCAUCCGAGAUAA